AACAACCUCAUUUGUCUGAUGACUUUAGUCUAGAAAGGAGAAUCUUGACUGGGACUUUCUGGAUUCCAACUUGUAAGACAGGAAAUCUUUCUUCAAUGUUUUGUUUUUCCUGUGAAAUGAGCUGAUAAUGGGGCUGUCAGAUUACUAGCAGGGACCACCAGCUUGCUUUUCGAAAAGUCAUUAAUAAGUGUGGGAGUCUUCACUUAAAACAGUUGAAUGGCGCGGUGCUACUGCCACUGGCGGAGGGUGUUAUUCUACAUGUGCACACUGUGCAUCUUCCUGGCCCUGCUGCUCGUCUACAUUACCGUCAUGUUGUGUACGGUCAUGAAUAAAACAUCAACAUCGGGGACUCCGGUCCACGGCCUCGACGCGGUUCACUUCGUUGCCCCGGGAAGCUACCCGAAAACUUUCUGGGAUCUCCACCUUCACGGGGACGCCUUUUGGAACCGUCUCCAGCGGACCAUCGACAACCAUUUUAACCCCAUCCUGUGCCCCAACAACACCAAACGGGCAUUUGAAAAUGGUACGUUUAAUGAGUCCCUACUGACGCAAGGUUUCUCUAAAGUUAUCAACUUGGACGGCACGAGUAGAAACUUGGACCAGAUGCCAAAGCAGAUACAGGACUUUAUAACCCACAUGCAAAGGAGAGACUACCCAGCCCUCCUCCAGCCAGAUGGAGUGUGUGGAGCUGGGAGAAAGGAAGAGAAGGAGGCUCCUCUGCUUCUCCUGGCCAUCAAGUCAACAGAGCAGAAUUUUCUGAACCGGCAGGCCGUACGACAGACCUGGGGCCAGGCAGGAUGGGUAGCAGGACCAAAGAGGACAGGAAAUGGAGGAGAGGGUGGAGGAGAAGGUGGAGGAUACGUCCGUAGGGUGUUCCUGCUAGGCAAAGGAAGUGCUGAGGAACUGGGUGGGAAUGCAUUGCAGAUGGAGAGUAAACUGUAUGGAGACAUUCUGCAGUGGGACUUCAAGGACACGUUUUUCAACCUCACUUUAAAAGAUGUGCUCUUCUGGAGCUGGUUCAAAGACUCAUGCAGUCGUACUCACUUCGUCUUUAAGGGGGACGACGACGUCUUCGUCAACACUCCCAAAAUCAUGAGCUACCUCCGGGACCAGCUAAAGAAGCCACACAAGACGCUACGAGACUUCAUGGUUGGAGAUGUCAUAGCUGCAGCUGUGCCACACCGAUUCAGCGAGUCCAAGUACUUUAUCCCAGACAGUUUCUACAAGGGCUCGUAUCCUAUGUAUGCAGGAGGGGGAGGGGUGGUGUACUCAGGACUGCUGGCCAAACGCCUACAUGACAUCUCAAAAAGGCUUACCCUGUUCCCCAUCGACGACGUCUAUGUGGGGAUGUGUAUGGUUCGGCUCAACGCUCACCCUGUCCACCACGACGCCUUCCUCACGUUUGACUUUUCUAGCAAGGAAGAGGAGGAGCCGUGUUCCUAUCACACAAUCCUAUUGGUCCACAAACGGAGCCCCGGCGAGGUAGUCAAACUGUGGGCCCACGUGAAAAAGACACAGGCACGGUGUUGGGACGUGCCCCUGAGAGGCAAACAAAAAGAAGAACAAACUGGAAGGCCAUCCAAAGUAUCUCUAUCAAAGGAUACAACAGUCUGA
Molecule: messenger RNA, 1614 nt
Organism: Etheostoma cragini (Arkansas darter)
Lineage: Eukaryota; Metazoa; Chordata; Actinopteri; Perciformes; Percidae
Product: N-acetyllactosaminide beta-1,3-N-acetylglucosaminyltransferase 2
Exons: 2
Coding region: 217-1614 (465 amino acids)
Cellular component (GO): membrane
Molecular function (GO): hexosyltransferase activity
Source: RefSeq, a predicted model, not a curated record